AUGUCCGACCAACAAUCCAGUUUACCCGCCCGUAACCAGGGACCUAUAGUUCGCAAUCCUGCCACAGGAUGUACCGCCCAACUAGGCACUGAACUGAUACCUACUGGCUUUGAGCAUACAGAGUGGUGCGGAUGUUUGAUACCUAGAACAGAUGAACAAUGGAAGUCCCUAUCCGAUAGUGUCAAACGUGCUAUCGAGGAAAAAAUAGUGGAUCAAGAUAAAGCUAGUAUAGCCUUCGCCGAGCUUCUCUUGGGCGUGGGGCUUCUCUCGGAUCUGGGGGCUUCUCUUGGGCAUGAGGGUCGCUAG
This is a messenger RNA of Daldinia vernicosa, 306 nucleotides long. RefSeq lists its product as uncharacterized. The transcript has a single exon. The record is from RefSeq and is a predicted model, not a curated record. NCBI's taxonomy places the organism in Eukaryota, Fungi, Ascomycota, Sordariomycetes, Xylariales, Hypoxylaceae. The coding region runs from base 1 to 306 and encodes 101 amino acids.